Messenger RNA from Balearica regulorum gibbericeps (East African grey crowned-crane), 560 nucleotides. The record is from RefSeq and is a predicted model, not a curated record. NCBI's taxonomy places the organism in Eukaryota, Metazoa, Chordata, Aves, Gruiformes, Gruidae.
GGACAAAGUGCCCGGUCUGGCUUGGUGCUGGAGGAUACCAAUUUCAUGAUGUUCCCCUUUUUUCUUGCUCUCAGGAUGGGAGCCUGCAGUGUCCCACCUGCAAAACCAUCUAUGGGGUGAAGACAGGGACACAGCCCCCAGGGAAGAUGGAGUAUCACAUCAUCCCUCACGCGCUGCCUGGCCACUCUGACUGCAAAACCAUCCGCAUCAUCUACAACAUUCCCCCAGGGGUGCAGGGACCGGAGCAUCCAAACCCUGGGAAGAGCUUCACCGCCCGCGGCUUCCCCCGGCACUGCUACCUGCCGGACAGUGAGAAGGGCAGAAAGGUACUGAAGUUGCUGCUGGUAGCCUGGGACCGGCGCUUGAUCUUCGCCAUUGGGACCUCCAGCACCACAGGCGAGUCAGAUACGGUGAUCUGGAACGAGAUCCACCACAAGACAGAGUUUGGUUCCAACCUCACCGGCCACGGCUACCCCGACAUCAACUACCUGGACAAUGUCCUGGCUGAGCUUGCAGCCCAGGGCAUCACGGAGGAGAGCCUGGUGCAGGAGAAGGACUGA